AUGCAGGAUGGGAAUGUCAAGGAUUUCACUAUGUUAGAUACCAGACUGAUCAGAUUCAAGGGGUGUAUUUGUGUGCUAGACAAUGAUGAGCUGAGGAAAGAGAUUCAGGCGGAAGCUAAUACUACCCAGUAUUCAGUUCACCCCGGGACAACUAAGAUGUACCACGACCUUAAGGGAUCUUACAGUAGAUACUUGCCACUGAUGGAGUUUUUGUACAACAACAACUACCAAUCUACCAUCGGGGUAGCACUAUAUGAAAUUUUGUAUAGAAGAAAGUGUAGGUCCCCACUUCACUGGGAUGAACUGGGAGAGAGAAAACUACUUGGGCCAGAUGCAGUGCAAAACACCAUUGAGGCUAUUCAGAAAAUUAGGGAAAGGAAUCUCGGUGAAGAGGUUUGGCAAGAAGGGAAAACUGAGUCCCAGGAAGAUUUGUCUUUCGAUGAGCGUCUGGUGAAGAUUCUUGAUCGGAAGGGCAAGGUCCUAAGGAAUAAGACAUUUUCCUUAGUGAAAGUGAUGUGGAGGAAUAAUGUUGUUGAGGAAGCAACCUGA
Molecule: messenger RNA, 549 nt
Organism: Humulus lupulus (European hop)
Lineage: Eukaryota; Viridiplantae; Streptophyta; Magnoliopsida; Rosales; Cannabaceae
Exons: 4
Coding region: 1-549 (182 amino acids)
Molecular function (GO): nucleic acid binding
Source: RefSeq, a predicted model, not a curated record